UACGUACGCUGAACGCAGAGUGGCAGGACGGUGGGGUAUCCUCUGGUUUCUUGCGCGAUAGUUGCCACAUUUGCUCUAUGUAUAUGCCUUGUCGCUGUGUAAACUUUUUUCAGCAAAGGUAGGACGUCGGGAAAGCAGAAAACGUUUAAGUAAAACUGUCCACUCACAUAUUUCGAAAGGUGUACCAUACGGGCUGUGCGGCGCUCUUGGGCUUGCAAGAGCCAACUGCACCUUUUAUCCAGCAACUUCAUCUGGUUACGCUAAUGAACUGAAUUGACUGCACAGCUUGAAACUUAGUUUUGGGGUUUUUUGUUUUUUAACCAAUAGGUGAUUUUAAAGGUUUUUUUACAACUUGCCUAAAGUGAGUUAAUAGCAUAUUGCAAUGCUAACAGUGAAGGUGUAAUUACACUUGCAACAUGGCUGCUACUCGAACGGCAGAGGGAAAAGUUUAACACUGACGUGGGAGAAGUUUAACGUCAGUGCGACUUGGUAUGCGAGUUGUUGUCCACAUAAUAAAGUCGUAAGCAGUCGCCCUGUAGUCCGGCAACAGUAUCCCCCCGGACUCUCAAACCAGUGGCUUAACCGAGAGAGAGACGCCUCCUCCUCCUCCUCUUCGUCGUCGUCCUCCUCCUCCGUAGUCACCGACGUUAGUCACUGCAGUGGACUUUGUGGGGAAACUGUGGUGUCUUCCUCUCCAUCGCAGACUGUGGUGGCGUUAAAGAACUUAUCAUCUGGGAGCUGCUUGUGUUUCGAGCUAAGAUGCAUUUUUCCAUACCCGACACAGAGGUUCGUUCGGGAGAAAACGGUUCGACCUACGUGGCCUACAACAUCCAUGUCAAUGGUGUGCUGCACUGUCGGGUACGCUAUAGCCAACUUCUUGGCCUCCAUGAACAGAUAAAGAAAGAAUAUGGAAGCAAUGUGGUGCCUGCCUUCCCCCCAAAGAAGAUCUUCACACUGACCCCUGCUGAGGUCGAACAGAGAAGAGAACAGCUGGAGAAAUACAUGCAAGCUAUCCGUCAGGAUCCCUUGCUUGGAGCCAGCGAGUCGUUCAACAGUUUCUUAAGGAAGGCGCAACAGGAGACCCAGCAGAUCCCCACAGAAGAGGUUGCAAUAGAAAUCUGCCUCUGUAAUGGCCAGAAGGUCACAGUCAACAUUCUCACAUCAUAUAAGACGGAAGAUGUGCUUGAUGCUGUUGCAACAAAGCUUGACCUCCCAGAUGACCUUGUUGGUUACUUCAGUCUUUUCCUGGUUCGUGAAGGUGUGGAUGGAAGUUUAUCGUUUGUGCGGAAGUUGCAAGAAUUUGAGCUGCCCUAUGUAUCCAUUACCAGCUCGCGGAGCUCAGAAUUUCACAUAGUCUUACGGAAAAGCUACUGGGACAUGGCAUAUGAUAGUGAUGUAAUGGAAAACCGAGUUGGCCUGAAUUUGCUUUACGCUCAGACAGUAUCUGACAUUGAGCGAGGCUGGAUACUCGUCAACAAAGACCAGCACAGGCAGCUCAAAUCGUUGCAGGAGAAAGGCUCCAAGAAAGAAUUCAUCCAUCUAGGCCAGACUCUCAAAUAUUAUGGCUAUAUUAAGUUUGACCCUUGUGUCACUGACUUCCCCGAGAAGGGCUGCCAAGUCAUCGUCAGCGCCGGAAACAAUGAGCUCAACUUCCAUGUCAAGCUGCCUAAUGAACAGAUGAAAGAAGGGAGCUUCAAAGUUACUCGCAUGAGGUGCUGGCGAAUCACAUCUUCUCAAGUUCCAAUUGCCAACGGUACAACCAAUCCCUGCAGCUCGGGUCAAUUUGAGAUCAAACUAGAGCUCUCCUUUGAGUACCUGAUGAGCAAGGACCGCCUCCAGUGGGUCACCAUCACCAGCGACCAGGCUAUCAUGAUGAGUAUCUGCCUCCAGUCUAUGGUGGAUGAAUUAAUGGUAAAGAAGUCCGGUGGCAGCAUAAAAAAGAUGCUGAGGAAACGACACAAUGGCUCCAUCCACCGGUCUGACAGUCAGCAAGCUGUGAAAUCUUCCCCUCUACUGGACUCCCCUGAUGCAAACCGUGAACAAAUUGUCAAACUCUCAACCAAGCUGACCUCGGUGUCUCUCAGAGGGAUCAGCGCCUCCAACUCGGCAAACAACAUCAGCAACUAUGCUUUUGAGGGAAUUGGGGACGAUGACCUGUAACCCACAAUUCCCUUCCUCCCCUUCUCAUUCCACUGUUAACGACAAAGAUUACAAGCUGAGCUGAGCCGAGCCGAGCGGUCCACGCAGGCGUCUGAUUCUGCAAGAUUGUAGCUUCUUCCGGGAGAAUUUGCUGCCUUAAGCUCUCAUUUAAUCUUUGACGGUGACCUUUCAUGUUUUAGACUCUGAAGGGUAAUCUUGAUUUGCAUUUUAGUUACAAUCAUCAUAUCAUCCAGCUCUCUUAUUGAACUUAUCACGUCAUUAACGUACGUUAUUCGAAGAUCCUGGAUUCUUCCCUGACUGGCUGCAUGUCUGUUUCCAACCAGAGAGCCAACUGUUUGGUUAGACCCGGCACUAGAGAAGAUACAGCAGAACUGGACGCAAUUGUUCUGGAAGUGACCAGGCAUAUUUCUGAGAAUGUUCUCUUUAACUCAAAAUGUAGAAUAUUUAGAGCAACUGCUUAGCUGCGUGACGAUCAAUGUUCGGCUUUGCUAUAUACCAAAAUGCUUCCUCUGAUGUCAGUGGUCCUCUUGUGCGUCAUGCUACAUGUGUGCCAAGUUAACAGAGAUCAUCAGCAGGGGUUCAUUUUAUAUUAGACAUUAGAGUCACUUGUAUUCAGAUGUAGUUCGAGGCCUUAACUUGCUUUUUUUUUUUUUAAGUAUAUAGUUUCUGGGGUCACCUUCUCACGUGGGUUGAAACUAAAGAGAUGUUAACUAGAAUCUUGCAGAAUUUAAUGGAUGGUUGAUUUGGUUGAGCUGCUUGCACUUGCUGAACCCAUCGUUUUUGCACAGUAUAACCGGUGGAGAUGAAUGUUUGAGCAUGAAUUUUUAAACGUGCGUAGACUCUUAUCCUGGGGGGCUCUGUAAAUCCAUCUGAUUUUUUUUUAACAAUUUUUUUUAAAGGUU
Molecule: messenger RNA, 3062 nt
Organism: Oreochromis aureus
Lineage: Eukaryota; Metazoa; Chordata; Actinopteri; Cichliformes; Cichlidae
Gene: snx17
Product: sorting nexin 17
Exons: 15
Coding region: 760-2160 (466 amino acids)
Biological process (GO): intracellular protein transport; signal transduction
Cellular component (GO): early endosome
Molecular function (GO): phosphatidylinositol binding
Source: RefSeq, a predicted model, not a curated record